This is a messenger RNA of Chaetomium fimeti, 2571 nucleotides long. RefSeq lists its product as uncharacterized. Gene Ontology annotation, molecular function: GTP 3',8'-cyclase activity; 4 iron, 4 sulfur cluster binding; metal ion binding. Lineage: Eukaryota; Fungi; Ascomycota; Sordariomycetes; Sordariales; Chaetomiaceae. The record is from RefSeq and is a predicted model, not a curated record. Bases 280 to 2487 code for a protein of 735 amino acids. The transcript has 2 exons. Gene Ontology annotation, biological process: Mo-molybdopterin cofactor biosynthetic process.
CGCCACUUCCGAAUCCCGCCUCUGCCCGCGGAGAACCCCCCGCGCUCAACGCUGAGUCACCGUUGCCAUCGGCUUGAGCACCUAUUUCCGUCGAAGAAAGAUAGAGCGAUGACAGGAGUCUCCGAGGGCCGGCGUGGCAAGAGAACAUUCUAACAAAGGUUGCGUUAUCCACGACAUGCGCAGCUGCAUUCGGAAUUUCCCCAAAACUUCCAUGUCAUCUACGGCGGAAUCGCUGAAUCGCUGAAUCGCCAAAGUACUAAAAGUGCUUAAAUUCAGACGAUGGCAGCUGCUGUACGCAGCGUCGCCCGUAGCCUCCGGGCCGGCAAACUGCAGGUAGCUCCGACAAAUCGGACGGUCUCGUGGCAAGUGAGAUGCGCUUCUGGGGCUGCCGCGAUCCGCACACCUGCCGAGCCGGCGCCACCACCAAGUCCGAAAAUACGCGCUACCGAAGACCCGGCUCCCUUCCGGCAAGAGGACUCGAAUCCUGAUGGCUCGGCCCGUUCUCCGGCGCAUUCGGCAGUCGCCCCGCGUCGGGACCGCAUCCGGGAUGCCAAGCCCUUUUCCGACUUCCUCACGGAUACCUUCCAUCGACAACACGACUAUCUGCGCAUCUCGGUCACAGAACGGUGUAACUUACGAUGCCUGUACUGCAUGCCCGAGGAGGGCGUGCCCCUCUCACCCUCCCGGGAACUAUUGACAACGCCCGAGAUCGUCAUGCUCUCUUCCCUCUUCGUCUCCCAGGGCGUAACCAAAAUCCGCCUCACCGGAGGGGAGCCGACAGUCCGGCGGGACAUUGUGCCCCUGAUGCAGCAAAUCGGGGCGUUACGCACCCACGGACUGCGGGAGUUGUGCCUGACUACCAAUGGGCUCUCACUACACCGCAAACUCGAGCCCAUGGUCGAGGCUGGCCUGACGGGCGUCAAUCUCUCCCUCGACACGCUGGAUCCGUGGCAGUUUCAGCUUAUGACGCGGCGGGCAGGGUUCAACGCCGUUCAGAAAACCAUCGACCGCAUCUUCGAGUUGAACCGCGCCGGGGCGGGCAUCAAGUUCAAGAUAAACUGUGUCGUCAUGCGCGGGAUGAAUGACCGCGAAAUCCUCCCGUUUGUGGAGUUGACGCGGGAAAAGGAUGUCGAGGUGCGCUUUAUCGAAUACAUGCCGUUCGAUGGCAACAAAUGGAAUGAGGGCAAGAUGUUCAGCUACCAGGAAAUGCUGGAUCGGAUCCGUUCUCGGUACCCAGGUCUCGAGCGAGUUCAAGGUCAUAAGAACGACACCAGCAAGACCUUUCAAGUGCCCGGAUUCACGGGCAGACUUGGAUUCAUCACGAGCAUGACACACAACUUCUGCGGCACCUGCAACAGGCUUCGUAUCACGAGCGAUGGGAACCUGAAAGUGUGCUUGUUUGGGAAUGCCGAGGUCUCUCUGCGGGACAUCGUACGGAAGGUCAACAAGGGCGAGCCCAUCGACGAAGCGGCAUUCGAAGCGCUGGAGCAAGCCGCCGUGGAGAAGGUAGCGAGCCUUCCCGCCGACUCCCAGGCCCUAGUGGUGCCCAACUCCGAGGAGCUUCUCAAUGUCAUCGGCACGGCCGUCAAGGGGAAGAAAGAGAAACAUGCCGGCAUCGGGGAGCUGGAACACAUGAAGAACCGGCCGAUGAUAUUAAUUGAUCGGUUACCAUCUCAACAGCGUCCCAGGGGUCACUUACGGCGACGUCACGUUGGUCUGCCAUCGACUCCUCGUCAACUCAAUAAACCCGCAGGCCAGCUACCGGCGUUCAUGAUACCCUCACAUGCUACCACAACCUACCUCCAGUACCGCCUCUUCUCAACCACCGCUAACCGUCCUCUCAACAACAACGAAAACAACGACGACAACAAGAACAGCAGCAGCAACACCAACAACCCCACCCCACCACCACCACCACCACCACCCCCAUCAGCCCCCAAACUAACGCACCUCACCGCCUCAGGCUCAGCACACAUGGUCUCGAUCGCCGACAAGACCCCCACAAGACGCGUCGCGCAGGCCAAGUGUGCGGUGCGCUUCUCGUCGCGCGCGCCGCUGGCGCUGAUCCGCGCCAACCAGAUGCGCAAGGGCGACGUACUGGGCGUGGCGCGCGUCGCGGGCCUGAUGGCGGCCAAGCGCACGCCCGAUCUCAUCCCGCUGUGUCAUCCUGUGGCGUUGACGCAUGCGGAGGUGGAGUUGGUUUUGUGUGAAGGUGGUGGUGGUGGUGAUGAAGAGGGGGGUGGAAAAGGGGAGGGGGGUGAGGUGGGAGGGAAGGGGGCCGAUGAGGUGCAGAUUACGGCGACGGUGUCGUGUGAUGGCAAGACGGGUGUUGAGAUGGAGGCGCUUACGGCUGCGGGGGCGGCGGCGUUGACGGUUUAUGAUAUGUGCAAGGCGGUGGAUAAGGGGAUGGUUAUUGGGGGGUUGAGGGUGGUGUUGAAGGAGGGAGGAAAGAGUGGGCGGUGGGUGGAGGGGGAGAAGUCAGAGUGAUGGGGUUGUUGCUGUUGUUGGCGGCACCCGUGGAUGGGUGUGUCUGGUCAGGGGCGUGGUUGUUGUUUACUUGGAAAAGGGGCA